Messenger RNA from Funneliformis geosporum, 549 nucleotides. NCBI's taxonomy places the organism in Eukaryota, Fungi, Glomeromycota, Glomeromycetes, Glomerales, Glomeraceae. The record is from the annotation of a GenBank genome assembly.
AUGGAUAAAGAUUCACCUAAAGACCAGCCAUAUCCCCAGAAAGAAUCUCACCAACAUCAAAUGCCAGCUCAAUCAUACCAACAAUAUCAAAAUGUUAACGAACAAAAUAUGAUUUUAUUUGAAAAUGAACCACAACACACCGUUAUCAUUACAGAGAAAUUAAUUCCGGGACAAGUGGAUCGAACAAUUCCCCCAGUUGAUAGAACUUUAACAGGUCUCACUAGUUUAGAACAAAUUUGGAGAAUGCCUUUAAUAAAUAAUGGAAAACCUACCUGGAAAUUUUGGUUUGCUUUAGCAUUUUUAUUGUACAUUGCAUUUUACGUCUUAUCGUUUCUUGGAAGUACUUUCAUGUACUCAAAUAGCGGCAGUUAUAGUUAUAAUUAUAAUUAUAAUGAAAAAACUGAGACGCACGGAGGAAAUAAUGAUGGUAACGGCAAUUGUCAUAUGCCAACAAAUUGUCCCGAAGGAACGAAACUAUGUCCGAUUGGAAAUUGCAUUUGGAUAUGUGAAAAGAAGUGUAUUUCGGAAAUCGUUAAUCUUACAUCAUAA